CCCCUGGAGCCGCGCGGCUGCCGAGAGGCCUCGGUUCCUCUCUCCGUGUCUGGUGGUCGGGGAAAGAGGACGGCGCAGCUCCCCUCUCCCUCGUGUCUAACCACCCCCCUCCCCCGUCUCUGGACACCAGCCCACUGGGGUUAGUUGGCCACCACCAGGCCAGGCUGCGCCUUCCUUCCUUGCACGCCUCUGCGUCCAGCCCCGUGUGUCUGAGCCUUUGAAACAAGUUGCUGAUGUCCAGUUACACCGAAAGUGUGCCAGGUUUGAGACUAAUGGUAACUGCUGACCAAGGCCCUGGUCCUCAGAACACUUGAAAUAGUAUGUGUGCCUACUCAUAUGACUAAAGUCAGACUUCAGUGCAACUAAAUAUAUGAGCAAUAUUGCAGCUAGCCCGAUGUCAAAUGUUGCCUCUUCAAGCAGUGGAAGAGGGACAGGGAAAUCAACAAGCUUUACUCCUGAACUGCAAAGUAUGAUCCCUGAUAAUUGAACACUGGAAAAGAAGUGUGUGUGUGUGCACACACACAUAUGUCUUCAUAGGAAAAUGAAGAGAAAGCAGCCACUAACAUUUGCAACUGAGGUUUUGAGGUUUUCCUUAGGGGAUGUCCGGAGGCCCCUUCAUGAAACAGCAGUAUUAGUGGAAGAUAUCAUUCAUACGCAGCUGAUUAAUUUGUUGCAGCAAGCAGCUGAAGUUUCUCAGAUGAGAGGAGCUCGAGUCAUCUCUGCUGAAGAUCUUCUGUUUUUGAUGCGCAAAGAUAAGAAAAAGCUUAGAAGGCUGCUCAAAUAUAUGUUCUUCCGAGACUACAAAUCUAAAAUUGUCAAAGGCAUUGAAGAAGAUGAUCUCCUUGAAGACAAAUUCAACAGUAGCAGUGUCAACAAACGUCAGAAGCUGGCUCAAGACUUUCUCAACUCUAUUGAUCAGACUGGAGAGCUCUUGGCUAUGUUUGAAGAUGAUGAGAUUGAUGAUGUUAAACAAGAGCGGAUGGAGAGAGCAGAAAGACAAACACGAAUGAUGGACUCAGCCCAGUAUGCAGAAUUUUGUGAAAGUCGUCAGUUAAGUUUUUCCAAGAAAGCUUCCAAGUUUCGUGAUUGGCUGGACUGCAGCAGUAUGGAAAUAAAACCAAAUGCAGUUGCCAUGGAGAUUUUGGCAUAUUUAGCAUAUGAGACUGUGGCACAGUUGGUGGACUUGGCUCUUUUGGUCAAACAGGAUAUGGCUCCCAAAGCAGGUGAUCCAUUCAGUCAUGCAAUAUCUGCUACUUUUAUACAGUAUCACAAUUCUGCUGAGCCACAUCUCUUAGGCCAGACCACAAAUAUGAAGAGCAGUCUUGACUCCCCGGAAAACACACCACCUCCUACGCCCACUCCCCCAGCAGCAGCAGGACCACAACACCUUGGGAAAACACUGUCUGGAGGCCUGGGGAAUGGAGGCAUUGGACAAGACUCCACCAAAGUCAAACAAAGAAAAAGAAAAAAGAGCACUGCAGCUUGUGGUAUAGAGGCUCAAAGUGAUGCCAUCCAGCCCUGCCACAUCAGAGAGGCCAUUCGGCGCUACGGCCACAAGAUUGGCCCCCUUUCCCCAUUCACACAUCUGGCACCAGCUACUAUCGGAAGACGGGAUGCUGGACUAGAUGGAUCAUUGGCCUGACACAAGUGCCUACUGCAGAAAUGGGAUGACUUUUCUAGCCUGCUAAUAUGGAUGUGGCUGCAGUGACAGGAAAGACAGUGUUAUAUUAAGGUGAUUUUCUUUUCCCCUCCAUGGAAGAAAAAAAAUACAAGCUCUAAUGUGUCUGUGUACCAGUGAGUGGGCUGGUUUGUUGUGACUAUCUACUGGCUGACUCCGUCUCUUUUUCCAGCCCCCUCAAUCGUUAUUCUUGUUUACUAGCUGGAAUGUUAAGCUAAUUAAUGGCAGGAUGUUUGGGAUACUGUGUAGGUGGACAAGAAUGCAGAUCACACAAUUUUGAAAUUUGCAAUGGGCUUACUGCUGUCAGCCCCCAUAUCUAAAGUGCAGUGUCAUUUUUUAUUUUUGUCUGUAUGUUUUAAUAGAUGUGUUGUUUUGUAAAGCAGGUUUGAGGCAAAAAGAGGCCAAGGAUUUGGAUGAUUAUUUAUGCUUUCCUUGUUUUUUCAAAAGUAAAACUGCAUUGUUUUGCAUUUAAUUCCUCUCAAAUCAAUUUCUUAAAAAAUGCUAAAAGAAUAAUACCCUGUCUAGCCAAACAAGGGAUUUUUCAGUGAGGAUGAUGCAUAGGAGGGGAGAUGAGCUAUGUUCAGAUAAGAAGGCUUUUCAGAUAGGAAAACUUCAGGUAAAUGACUUCAGGUCUUCUUGUUUCAGUUAAAUAUUAAUAUUUUUAGAGUCCCAAGAAGCAUCUAUACUGAAAUCUGUAAAUUCUUAAUAUUGAAAUCUUUUUUCUUAUCCUCUUCUCUCCCCUGAAGUCAGUGGGAGUCUUUCUAUUGACUUUAUUUGAUCAUUGGAUCUGGCCUUUUGGCCCCAGUUCACAAGGUACUUAAAUGUGUGUAACUUCAAGCAUAUUGUUCUGUUGACUUCAAUGGGACUACUCAAGUACUUAAAGGUACAGCCCUGCUUAAGUGCUCUGCUGUGUGGACCUGAUCCUGUUGAUGUUAAUGGGAGAAAAUCCAGGCCCUUAUUUAUUUUUAAUUUCUGUUGCUCCGCUUUGUUUUUUUCUUUUUGUUUGUUUUGGGGUUUUGUUUUGUUUCUUCAAACUCUGGCUCUCCCUUUACCCCUUUUCCCUUCUCUGUGCUUCCAGUCUUUGAUAUCCUCACAAGCCCAUUCAUUUCUUCCCAUGGAAAGUAUACACAUCUAGAAGUAACCAAGGUCAUGCUUGAGGAGACCAAAAGGCUUAGGCCGAGAUUCUGCGUCAGAAUCUGCAGCUGUGCCCCUAUGGCAUCCCAUUGGGACAGAAGUCAGUGCUAGUGUAUCCCAAAGCAGAGUCAGGGCCUUAAAGACUAAAGUAAACCUUUAAGAAAGACAGAACGCUCAGGAGACCUAGGAGAUCAACUGUCUGCAUUACUUCUAUAUAGUGUAAUCAGUCUCCUCCUUUGUGCUUAGUAUGUGAGGUUUCAGCUCCUGCCACUCUUCUGAUACAGUCUUAUACUUUAUAAAUGGUUUCAUUGGGCAGAACCUGGACCCACUCGUGAAAAAAAAUUAAACUAAAAACACGUGUCUCUUCCUUGUGAUCAAAAAAUUGUGAAGCAUUGUAAAUGUAAUCACAGUGCAUCCAAUAUUCCUGCUAUCCAUAAACUGCCUCCUUUUUUACCUGCUGCAUGCCAGUCCUUCUGGAAUUAAUCUGUAUGUAAAGGACUAAAAAUAAUGUGUACAAUACAGUAUAUUAAAAAAGAAAAAAGUUUUCUGAUGUUCCAUCUGUGCUUGUUGAAAUGUAUGAUUAAACUUUUCUUUUUAUCAUC
Caretta caretta (loggerhead turtle) is the source of this 3414-nucleotide messenger RNA. NCBI's taxonomy places the organism in Eukaryota, Metazoa, Chordata, Testudines, Cheloniidae. The record is from RefSeq and is a predicted model, not a curated record.